Messenger RNA from Cajanus cajan (pigeon pea), 1492 nucleotides. Its product is annotated as WRKY transcription factor 71. Gene Ontology annotation, molecular function: DNA-binding transcription factor activity; sequence-specific DNA binding. The record is from RefSeq and is a predicted model, not a curated record. Gene Ontology annotation, biological process: regulation of DNA-templated transcription. NCBI's taxonomy places the organism in Eukaryota, Viridiplantae, Streptophyta, Magnoliopsida, Fabales, Fabaceae.
AAACACUAAAGUGAGGGUGCAAAAGUAGAAGGAAUAAAAGCAAGAAGAAAAACAAAGUUCUAAACCAAAAGCUCCCUUUCCCAUAACACAUCAAAUUUAAGUCUUAGCUCAAAUAUCAUUCUCAAAGCUACCUUUAUUUUUUCUGGCUCUUCCUCCUCCAACCUUCUCCUCCCUCUCUUCUCUUCCAUGGCAAAUGAGAAAGACCAUUAUUAUGACCCUUUUCAUUACAACCACUCAUCAUCAAGCUUUCCAUUCUUUAGGGACAACAACUCAACACAAAACUUUCAAGGGUUUGAUCACAAUAACCCUUCUCCUCACACUACUUUCACUGACUGCUUACAUGGUUCCAUGGAUUACAACACUCUCUCAAGAGCCUUUGACUUGUCUUGCUCAUCAUCUGAAGUGAUCUCCUCCAUUGAUGAAAACCCCAAGAAGAAUCCUAGUGCAGGAGACUCAGCAGUAGGGAACCAAUCGACACCCAAUUCCUCAGUGUCUUCAUCAUCUAAUGAAGCUGAAGCAGUGAUAGAAGAAGACUCAACCAAAAGCCUGAAAAAUAAGCAGCCAAAAGGGUGUGAUGAUGGAGAUGAAAAGCCUAAGAAAGAGAACAAGGCCAAGAAGAAAGAGAAAAAGCCAAGAGAGCCUCGCUUUGCCUUCUUGACUAAAAGUGAGAUCGAUCAUCUUGAAGAUGGAUACAGAUGGAGAAAAUAUGGACAGAAAGCAGUCAAGAAUAGUCCGUACCCAAGGAGCUAUUAUAGAUGCACCAGUCAGAAGUGUGGUGUGAAGAAAAGGGUGGAGAGGUCAUUCCAAGAUCCUUCAAUUGUGAUCACAACAUACGAAGGGCAACAUAACCAUCAUUGUCCAGCAACACUCCGAGGCAGUGCUGCAAGCAUGUUGUCAUCACCUUCCUUUUAUGGUUCCUCUUAUAUGGGAUCAACCUUACCCCAAGAUUUUCUUUCUCAGUUUCUUCCAAGUUAUAGCCAAAAUGAUCACCAAAAUUCAGUCUUCCAUCACCAAAACCUUUCCCAUAAUCUCCAUCCACAGCCUCAACAGCAGCAGCAGCAAUUCCAACUCUCUCGUGACUAUGGUUUGCUGCAAGACCUACUACCAUCAUUCCAAGGCAAACAAGAGCCAUGAACUUGCUAAAGAACUUGGUGCAUGUUUGGAUUUAAUUAUUUUAGGAAAAAUAAUAGUUUUUUUUUACUAUUAGAAGUUUUUUUAAGAAAGAAAAACGAUUAUUUUUUCAAGAUAAAAACCAAACAUGCACUUACAAUUAAUCCAUUUCUAUUAGCAUAUGGUGGAGCUUACAGUAUAUCCACACUUGUGUAGUAAGUAGUAUCUUCCCUUUAGUUGGUCACUUCCUCUCUUUAAGUCAUGUACCUAGCUAGAAUUUGUAUGGAAAAAAUGGAAGACAUGUCUAUAUAUGGUAGUAGACGGGAAUCUAAGAGCAUUAUAUAGUAUUUUAGAAUAUUACUGCAGAUGACAUUGAUCUUGA